AUGGAGACCCCUGAUGAUGUCAUCUGUGAUGCUAGUGCCCCUUGUCACGCAUUUAUUCCGGGCAUGUCUUCAGCUGUCCCACCAACAACGCCUAAGUCGGGUAAGAAGAAGAAAGCCGCAGGUGCCACUGUAAGUGGCAUAGACGUCGCCAAAGAUGUGGACUUUGCGCGCUGGUACCAGCAAGUCCUUCUGAAGGGCGAGAUGAUUGACUAUUACGAUGUCUCUGGGUGUUACAUCUUAAGACCUGGCUCUUGGGAGAUCUGGGAGAUCCUGCAGGACUGGUUUAACAGCCGCAUCAAACUGAUGGGCGUUCGCAACUGCAUUUUCCCCCUAUUCGUUACAGAGGAUUUGUUGAACAAGGAACAGAAUCAUGUUGAGGGUUUUUCUGCCGAAGUGGCUUGGGUUACUCAAUCUGGCAAUACCAAGCUUGAGAAAAAGAUCGCCAUUCGCCCAACUUCGGAGACUAUCAUCUACCCCUACCUGGCUAGCUGGAUCAAGAGCUGGCGUGCACUCCCGCUACGCUUGAAUCAGUGGAACUCCGUCGUGCGAUGGGAGUUCAAGAAUCCUCAGCCGUUCCUACGUUCACGGGAGUUUUACUGGCAGGAAGGCCAUACUUCUCACCUGACCUCACAAAGCGCCGAUCAGGAGGUUCUCCAGAUUCUCGAUCUCUACAGUUUCCUUUACCGUGAGCUCCUGGCUAUCCCUACUGUUCCUGGUCGCAAAACGGAAAAGGAAAAGUUCGCGGGUGCAGACUAUACAACGACCGUGGAAGCAUACAUUCCGGCUACUGGUCGAGCAAUCCAAGGUGCUACUUCUCAUGGCCUUGGUAAAAAUUUCAGCAAAAUGUUCGACAUCGCGGUCGAGGCCCCUUGGCAAGAUGGAUCAGAAGAGCGGACACUCAAGACCUUCGUCUGGCAAAACUCCUGGGCGUAUUCUACUCGCGUACUUGGAGUCAUGGUCAUGGUUCAUGGUGAUGAUAAGGGAUUGGUCAUCCCCCCUCGCGUUGCUCCCACGCAAGUCAUUUUGGUGCCGGUCGGCAUCACUGCCGGUACACCCGAAGAUGUUAAGCAAGGCGUGCUGCAGUGCAUUGAUGACAUCCAGAAAGCCCUCCAGAAUGAUGGCAUUCGUACGGAGACCGAUGUGCGCGAAGAGUAUUCGCCUGGGUGGAAGUUCAACCAUUGGGAACUGAAGGGAGUUCCCCUUCGACUUGAGAUUGGCCCCAAGGAACUUGAGACCGGUUUGUCCUCAUUUGCUCGACGUGAUAGCGGUGGUAAGGGAUCUAUUCCGACUCCCAGUGUCGCUGCUGGAGUUGCAGAGCUGCUCAAGGACAUUCAAUCUGACAUGUACGCGCGGGCGCUGGCAAAAUUCCGCGAUAAUCUCAAAAUAAUCACGAAGUGGGCAGAUUUUGCACCGGCGGUUAACCACAAAAACCUAUGUCUUAUCCCCUUCUGCCUGCAGGAAGAUUGCGAGGAUAAGAUCAAGAAGUUGAGUGAGGGAACUGCAGACUCCAGCACUGAAUACGAUGCAAGGGCUCCAAGUAUGGGCGCAAAGAGCUUAUGUAUCCCAUUCAAGCAACCCAGUGAAUUGAAGGACACCAAUACACCAUGCCUUCGAGAUGGAUGCAACCGCAUGGCUGAGAAAUGGUGCAUGUUUGGACGGUCAUAUUAG
Messenger RNA from Aspergillus piperis CBS 112811, 1668 nucleotides. Its product is annotated as prolyl-tRNA synthetase. Gene Ontology annotation, cellular component: cytoplasm; aminoacyl-tRNA synthetase multienzyme complex. Lineage: Eukaryota; Fungi; Ascomycota; Eurotiomycetes; Eurotiales; Aspergillaceae. The transcript is spliced from 2 exons. Bases 1 to 1668 code for a protein of 555 amino acids. The record is from RefSeq and is a predicted model, not a curated record. Gene Ontology annotation, biological process: prolyl-tRNA aminoacylation. Gene Ontology annotation, molecular function: ATP binding; proline-tRNA ligase activity.